UGUGUGUGUGUGUGUGUGUGUGUGUGUGUGCCAGUGCCCCUCCUCCUCUACGCCCCUUAUUGUUUACCGUGUGGGCGUGUCUCUCGUGUUGCAGGCGAGCAUCGAGCAUCUUCCCUUUUUUUUUUUUUCUUUCCUCCCAGUGAUUGCCCGUUACUUUUUUUUAAAUGUGAUGUUUCCUCGCUCGUCGCUAUGGACGUGAGGAGCCUGCUGGGCAAAUGUUUGCCGCUCGUCGUCGUCGGCUUGUCGUUGGACGUCGUCGGCCUGACGCUCCUGCUGGUCGGCGUGUUCGCGGACGUGCGCGCGGCCGACGGACAGUUCUACGGCGACUUCUUGAUCUUCACGGGCGCGCUCAUCAUCUUCAUCAGUUUGGGCUUCUGGGUUAUGUGGUACGCGGGCAACGCCCGCGUCGCGCCGGACGACGGACGCGACCUCCGCCGGGCGGCCGGCCUCGCUGAGCGCAUCGUCCGCAAGCUGUCCGAGAGGCUCAGUCGGAAAAUGGCCGCAACGGCGGGCGCGAGUACGGCCAGCGACACGCGCGCGCACGACGCUGAGCUCGCGGGAGACACGAAACCUCACCAAGCCAGCAGGGUCACUUGGGGAAAGGCCACCGUUCACAAGGAAGUGGACUUACAAAACUUUAACAGCAAUCAAGAACAGCGCCACGUGAACAACAACAAAAGAUACGGCCAGGAAAAAUACCAUAACGGAUACGAUAAUGGCACGUACGCAAAGGAAAACUACGAUGACAAGGUCGGUUACAACAAACAACAGUGCGAAGCGUACAGCCAUGAAAAGUGUGCUGAUAAAGAAGCACACAACCAGGAAAACUACAAAGAGGAAGGAUAUGACAAUGAAGGUUAUGAAGUCGUUGACUGUGACAACAAAUAUGAAGGUGAACAUGUGUAAUGCUAACAACAACCUUGAAUAACUAUUGUCGGCCUCUUUAUCAUUUCUUAAUAAAAAAAAAAAAAACAAGGAAUGAGCAUUUCAAACGACUCGAAAAUCAUCAUUAUAUCAUCAUCUUUAACAAAUAAAUUGGCCAAAAAGAAAGAUUAAUCUAAUCCCAACAAUUUUCUUCUCGGCAAUAAUAGUCGAAUUUCAGAGCCCCUCACUCACAAUUUUGGACCCUACGUGUCUAAAUGUGGAUAUUUUCAACUGAAACUUCUCAGCCAAUGGGAGAAGGCCUUUCCCAAGUUGCAAACAAAACCAAAGGGUUGAGGAAAUAUAUUGAGAAAUAAUCCAGUUAUACACUUUCAAUCUAAUUUGAGGGUGUUUUUUUUUUUGUUUGUUUUUUUACCAUCCAUCCACUUUCUGAGCCACUUAUCCACACAAUGGUCACGGGAGUGCUGGAGCCUAUCCCAGCUGUCAUGGAAACCACAUGGGCGGGGCUGGGAUUUGAACCCUUUUCCUCAGAAAUGUCAGGCCAGCUGCAUCACUGUCUUUUUUUUUUUUUUACAGGCGGUAUCACCCAAAAAAAAAAAAAAAACAACAAUGGCCAUCAUCUGAUUUUUAACAUUCUUGAUGUGCUGGAGUCAAGUUGAAGUGAUCAUUCCAACCAGACUGAGGGUUUUGACAGACUGAUUUUUGGCAAAUCUUGUCUUGGAGCGACCCUAACACAACCACAAAAAAAAAAAAAAAAAAAAACUGAUUGAAUUUUUUUUAAACUAUGAAAAGGAAGGAUAUAACAAUGACAGACAACAAAGAUGAAGGCAAGCAGCUGUGACGCUUAAUUACCCUUUAUAAACUACUACGACAAAACCACAUAAACUAUAACGAUGGACAGAGGACAUGAUAAUGAAGGAUACAAGAAUGAUGAAUACAACAAUGAGGCAUUCAACCGUAACAGCUACAGUUUUGGAUAACAAAGAUGAAGGUGGACAACACUGACACUAUAUGAACACAAACAACAACCUUUAAUGACUAUUUUUGCACAUUAUUACAAUCAUUGGAAAUGUCUCCUUAAUGUUAUUUUAAUCAGCCGUCAAUAAUAACCUUGUAACAAAACAGGUAACCUUGAAUUGGAGCCCACACCUCCCAGGUUUCUGUGGCGCCCCACACAGCAAAACAGCCGAGUCAUAUUUGCUUUUUGAUUUUCCAUCAUGGUCAUGUGACACCCCGCCAACCGGUUGGGCGUUGUAAACUAAACAAACACCAGGUUCCUGGAACAUGCGCACACACACACACAAAACGACAGCGUCAAACAGGCAAACCCGCACACUUCUUCCUUAAUAAAGUGGUAACGUUCCUCACGUUUUAUGGAAUCCACUAAUACCUUAACUUACAAGUGCUCCUGAUUAAGGAGUUUUUCAAGUUAUGUGCCGCCGCUUUUUUGCUUUGUGUUGCAAGCCAAAAUUUUCGUGACGAAUGAGCUUCAGAUAGGCCACCGCUCAAGUGAAGCAACAAAAAUGGAGAAGCAGAGGUAUGCAAGGGGAGCCACAGCAGCCAGUGUAAAGUGAUGGAGCGGAGUCAGCGGAUGCUGAGGCACGCUGUGUGAGGAGGUCGCCGGCUUUCAGCUGACUCAAUUGCUACAGAAAUCCUAACUUUACUUGGCCUUCAGAUUAGCUCAAGAACAGAACACAGAGGGCUUCAUGGAAUGGGCUGGAAAGGGGGGUUUAUCGUGUGGGGUUGAUUAUCAGGAGCUGGGCUUGGGCCCUUAGUUCUACUGAAAGGAACUCUGAACACUCCAACAUAUCGAGAGAAACUGGACAAUUCCAUACUCCCAACUUUGUGGGAACAGUUUGGAGCUGGCACUUCCUCUUCCAACAUGACAGCAACAGUGCACAAAGCAAAGAUGAGCGAGUCUGGUCUGGAUGAAUCUGACUGACCUGCAGCACACUGUCCUGACCUCAACCCAAAAGAACACCUUUUGUUUUGAGUUUGAGCAGAGACUGGGAGCCAGGCCUUCUUGUCCAACAUCAGUGUGUCACCUCAAAAAUGUGCUUUGGGAAAAAUGGUUAAAAAAAAAAAAAAUCCUCAGCGCAUUCUCCUAAACCUUGUGGAAAGGCUUCACAGAAGAGUCAAAGCUGUCCUACCUGACAAGAGUGUGGCAAUAUUGACAAGGAAGGGGAGGUCACUUAAAUUCAUACUUUAAAGAGAACCAAGUCUUGUUUUUCUUGACCAAGAAACGGUCUUAUGCUAACGAAAAUGGAUUUUCCUUUAUCCAUUUUCUAUCGCACCUGUCCUUAUUAGAGUUUUGGGUAAAAUGGAGUCUAUUCCAGGUGACCUGCGACAAAAGUUGAGAUAAACCCUGGACUGAUCUCUCAACUUCCAUCCAUUUUCUGAGCUGCUUAUCCUCACAAGGGUCAUGGGAAUGCUGAAGCAUAACACAGCUAUCAUCGGGCAGUAGGUGGGGUACACCAUGAACUGGUUGCCAGCCAAUAGCAGGGCACAUAGAGACAGACAACUAAUCACACUCGCAAUCACACCUAGGGGCAAUUUAGAGUCUCCGAUUAUUGCAUGAUUUUUGGGACAUAGGAGGAAACCGGAGUGCCCAGAGAAAACCCACGCUGGCACGGGGAGAACAUGCAAACUCCACACAAGCGGAGCCGAGGUAUGAACCCCGAUCCUCAAAACUGCGAGGCCAACAUUCUUAACUAGUUUCUCCAUCGUGACGCCCUAUAUAUCCCAUUCAUGGUUCACCACUCGCGCCCUGCAUGUUCGCGGAUGUUGGUCUCCCAAGGUUUUUUUGUUUUAAUUUACCAUAUUUUCAUGAUCAUAAAGGCCCUAAAUUCUAUUCUCAAUAGAUGAGGUACCACAUUAGACAUGGUGCCUUAUUAUGUGCACACUGAGUUCCAACAUUUGCAAUUGUCCAACAAAGUACAUUUGAACACACUGGUUACACUGUUAGCAUGCGUGCCAGCGUGUUGUAAGCUACCAUCCCCAUGAAUAACGGGUAACACUCUAUAUAUAUCUUAUAUUGAUUUGACAGACUUGUAAACAACACUCUUCUCCGGUAUGCGUCAAAUUGACCAGAUGUUUCUUUGUUCAGUUUACUGGGCCUUUAAUUUUUUUUCCUUGCCCCUGAAAUUAAACGGUAAUGUCACAUCCAAGGUUGUCAAUAGAAAGCUCCAAAACAAAAUUUCCAACCCCCAAAAAUAAAAACCUUGACAAUGAUAAUCGGUCUGUGAAGGACAUCAUUUAUACUUGUGGUCUUAAUACUGCAUUUAUUUGUCAAUAUUAGAUGAACAUACUGGAACAGUUUGGUGAAGGUGAAUGUUGAAUAGAGCAGACAUCCUUCCUCUAUGUACUCCAAAUCCAAAGCUGAAGUUGUUCCCGCUGUCACUGUCAGCGCUCUUAGCCUCAGGGGGUUCUGCUGCACUCCAUUCUGAGGUGACGGUCUUCUUGUGACUCACAUUUAGAAAGUCGCUGGCACAUUUUGUCAGGCCCUGUAACUCUCUGCAACCUCAGUUUUUAAAAGACAGAAAUACCCAUGCAGCAAUUUCUCCUUCUGACUUCCCUUUGAAUUAAUUGAUUGAGAAAGGAUUAGCAGAGAGUCAUGUUUGUGUGUAUACCUGCUUUAAAGUCAUAUGUGACAAUAACCAGAGUGAAAAGAAGGGACUUUCGAGAGAGAAAGAGAGAGAAUGGGUUGAUGUGUUGGAGGAAAAGAACAACCUGAGGAGAAAUGAGCCAGAAAGAGGAAGACGAGGGGCUGAGAUUUGAACACCGGUCCUCAGAACUGUGAGGCCAACAAUCUAACCACUUGCUCCACCGUUCCUCCCGGAUUCUCGACACUGUCAGGAAUUAAUUUUUUUAAAAGGGGGAGAUUUUGGCUGCGAUUUUAUGUUGUUAUGCUGACUGGCGGUGUGAGGCAGUCAAAAGUCAUCAGGAAGGAGCGAAACAAGUCGGCCCAGCACAAGAAUGAAGAUGGACUUCUUCAUGAACCGGUCCUUCCACUCCAGGAUUCUUCAGGAGUCCCGUGAGGAGCGCUGCCAGUGUCAAAGCAGCCCGUUCGGCCUCGGCUCAUCUCGCUUCGGCCAUGGAGACCAACAAAUGCACGUCUUUCUUCCUUGCUCUGGCCGUGUUCCUGGACGUGGUGGGCUUCCUGCUUUUCCUCGUCGGUAUCUUCGCCCCGCUGAGCUACUGGGACUUCUUUGUGUUCUCGGGACCUUUGCUGAUCUUCCUCAGCCUCUUCCUGUGGAUCUUCUGGUACAUGGGCGGCCUGGUGGUGCCUGAGGAGGAGCUCAACCUGCCCAAAAGUGACAUCCUGUGAGCCUUCUGAAUGGGGAGACACCCAGACGCUCGUCUCCUGGCUUCAUCCGACGGCAGCAUACGCAUGCGACAAUGUCACACCAAACGUCCACCAGACGGAAAAAAAAAAUGGAGAAUGAAGGAUACAAGGAAAGGUUCCAAACCUUGUAAUGAAGGAACAUUUUGCCGGAUCUCUUUUUGGCAUUUAUCACACUUGACUGAUUAUCAGGAACAUUUUGAGAUAUCUUCAAGAUAACAAGAAAAGAUUCAUUUUUGGAAAUAACUGACAAAGGGAAGGAAGGGGAAUCCCUCAUUUUGUCAUCCCCUCUCAAGUUUUCUUUUUUCACCUUAAUUGGGUUGUGAUUUUCCAGGCCCGGAUGGGGGUCUAGUUCAAAGGAACUUGUUGAUAAACUAGAUUUGAUAUGAAAUCACUAACUAACAACACCGAAAGAUAACUUCACAGACAAUGUAUAAAGAACUGAAAUGUCCACCAUGUUAAGAAUGAUAAAAAGCACACCCGAGUUAAAAAAAAAAAAAAAAAAAGAUUUAUUUGCUGGUUUGCUAUUCAACUGCUUUUAACUUUCUGAACUUUGGGGAAACUACAUUGACUAUUUUAUUCAAGUAAAAGAAAGAAAGACAGGACCACUUAAACUACCAUUAGUUAUGAUUUAAUCCUCUGGUUUCCAUGCCCUGAUCAAAAAGGUCCCGACAUGUCAUUGCAGCAUCAAAAGGGCUUUCCAGUUGUGUCAUUGAUAAAGACCGAUUGCACCUGUCUCUCGAGGUCCGGGUCUCUGUAUCUAGAUGGUCAGGAAAGUGAAAAUGAAGGACGUGAGAAGGAACAUUUUGUUGGAUCUCCCGUUGAUGUUUGUCACACUUGACUUUUGAGAUUGAUCCACUUUGAUGAUCACGACAAGAUGGAACCACCUAGACCAGUGAUUUCCAGCCUUUAUGGAGCCAAGGCACUUAUUUUACAACUGAAAUAUUGCACGGGAAACCAACAAACAAAAAUGCCACAAAAAAGUGGAUAAACUGAUUACAGUACUCUCUCCUAUCUAAAAGAAACCCAUUUAUUUGUUGAAAUCCCUCACUGGCACAAAUAGAUGAACAAAGACAUUAUUUCUUGUAAAUAUUUCUUACAGCAACUUCGUCAAUUUUUAUCAAUUCCCACACCACACCUGAAGGGUGUCCAUGGCACACUAAUGUGCCCUAGUACACUGGUUGAGAAUCACUGAUUUAGCAAGACGCUAGUAUCAUCAUCUUGCACUACACUUUUUCACACAGACAAUUUCAUGUUUUUUGUGAAAAUGCACCUUACAUUGUUGAAAUGUUCAGGGGAACUUGGAAAUGUUCUUACUUGUUGAAAUAAAAGCUUCUUGACCAACUGUUUUUCAUUGCAGGCUACAUACUAGUAAUGGAAAACUGAUAUAAUACAUUGUUGCCCCUGCAUGUUGUUGCUCUUACAUAUUUUUUUUAACAAAGACAUUGAGUUUGAAAUCAGAAGUAAUGGAACACAGCAAAAAACAAAUAUAAAUAUUAUUGUUUGCAUUAUGUUGAGAAGGGAUUUGUAGUAUUUGUAAAAGAGA
Molecule: messenger RNA, 6770 nt
Organism: Syngnathoides biaculeatus (alligator pipefish)
Lineage: Eukaryota; Metazoa; Chordata; Actinopteri; Syngnathiformes; Syngnathidae
Product: transmembrane protein 238-like
Exons: 2
Coding region: 190-906 (238 amino acids)
Source: RefSeq, a predicted model, not a curated record